UUAGCCCCGCCCCUUCCCACCGUGAGAAGCUUCCUGCUCCCCAACUGUGUGAGGGAUGGGAGAACCAGAGCAGACAAUCUUCUUCUGAUGAAGCGGCUUCUUUCCCAGGCCGAUAAGUGUCACUCUGUCAGACGUUCGGAACAGACUGUUACCUUCCAGAGCUUCAGCAUGGAUAUUAACCAGAUGUGGUUUUAGCUGGGUUCAAAGCCUUUCCUGCUGCAGUUCAGAAUUUGCAGCUUGACUCAUAGGUGAUGCAAUUGAGGACUUUUACUCAGUUGUGUUUGUGAAACCUACCGAAAGAGCAUAUUGCACUGUGUACAGCAAGGUCAUCAGCCAAAUUUCAAAAUGUCGGAUGGGGAUUAUGAUUACCUCAUCAAGUUUUUAGCACUGGGAGAUUCUGGAGUUGGAAAAACCAGUUUCCUUUAUCAAUAUACAGAUGCAAAAUUUAAUUCCAAGUUUAUCACAACUGUGGGCAUUGACUUCCGGGAAAAAAGAGUGGUAUAUCGAUCAAAUGGGCCAGAUGGAAUUUCUGGCAGAGGGCAAAGAGUUCACCUACAGCUCUGGGACACUGCUGGGCAGGAAAGGUUCCGCAGUUUGACAACUGCAUUUUUCAGAGAUGCAAUGGGUUUCCUUUUGCUUUUUGAUCUCACAAAUGAACAAAGCUUCCUCAAUGUCAGGAACUGGAUGAGCCAGCUACAAGUCCACGCAUAUUGUGAAAAUCCAGAUAUUGUACUGUGUGGAAAUAAAUGUGACCUGGAUGAACAGAGAGCAGUUAAAGAAGAAGAAGCCAAGGAAUUUGCAGAGAAAUAUGGAAUCCCCUAUUUCGAAACCAGCGCUGCAAUCGGAACUAAUGUGAAUAAAGCAGUGGAGACCCUACUAGACCUUAUUAUGAAGCGAAUGGAACGGUGUGUGGACAAGUCUUGGAUACCUCAAGGGGUGGUACAAUCCAAUGGCCACAGCUCUACAGAGCAGUUAACUGAGGAAAAAGACAAGGGCAAAUGUGGCUGCUGAGACCAAACCUUAUUUUGAAAAAAUGGCCCUACUUCCUCCCCCAUUUUUAAAAAAAUGUAAAAAAAUAUAUAUUUGAAUAAUUGCACAAAAUGUUUGCUGUGCCUGUGCCGCACAUGUAUCAGCUAAGUACCAAAUGACACUUCCUCAGCAGAAGGAUUCUCAUCAUCUAUGAGCUCAUGCAAGGACACUUUCUAAGCCAAUGAACAUUGGUCACAGUCUUUUGGCUAUAUUAGAAUUUUAUAUAUACAGCCUUUCGUCUUACAAUGUUGCAUAACAGUAUUUUCUGCCUUUCUCCAGAAGUAAUCUUAUAGUACAAUAUUAAACUCUUAUUUUCUAUAGAGGAUGCUCUUAAAUCUUGUAUAAUCUAAUAUGAAAUGUGUUCCAACCCAUGUACCCUAUGUAUUUGUGCUACUCUUAUAAUGAAUCACUUACAUAUAAUCUGUUUUUGCAAUUAUAUAUAUAUAUACUAUUUUUUAUGUUUCAACAGGAACUUAGGGCAGAAAACUUGUCAGCAAAAUUUCAUCAGGGCUGGUGCUAAGCGAUGAAAUUGUAUGUGCCACGUGUACUUUUUGGGACCCUUUUGGAUAGACCCAGUUCCACACUGGUCCUGGUGAGACUUGCUACACAAGAUCUCUGUUGGGAGGUGCCAAAUUCCAAAUCUGGGUUGGAAAUGUUCUUUUUACUUCUUGAAAAGUGCCUAGUUUAUAUACAAUACAAGUACAUUGUUGUCUUUUACUGUCCUGUUGGUGUGACGUGGGUGUUGUGGGGUUUCUGUUCCAUUUGAUUAUUAGUAUACUAGAUAAAACCAAAUACUGCCUAGAAGGUAUAUAAACAAAUAUUUAAUAUAUGUCACAAUGUUGUAUAAAUAUGGUUUAUUUAAGCAAAGAGCGCUGUCAUUUUAGAUCUUCAGUUUAAAUUUAUUAAUAUGGUUUCCAGCAAAUGGUAAUAACACAGAGUAAGUAAUAGAAAGCAUGGAGGCAUGGUAAAUAUCCUAACACAUAUUGAAGUGCUUUAGGAACAUACAAAUAGGUAUAUACAUUCUUCAUUAUUCAUAUUUCUUUUGGGUAAAUAUUUUUAUCCACUUCAGUAAAAAAAAGAGAGAGGGGAUUUCAAUAUGUUCCAUUUGUACAUAUGUGUUAAUUUCAAGACAUUUUAUGUUCUUUUUGUUUAUACAAAGAUAAAUGGAUGCAAUAUGUUGGAUAUCAUCAGCAUCCCAAAAAUGGAGAUAUAAGUGUUUGCUAUUCAGCCCACAGUUGUAUCAUAUAACUGAUGAGGUAUGUCACAUUACAAGGGGUCAUUGUAGAGCCGAUCUCAUAACAAAGCCCAAUAUAGUUAUUUAUUGGCAGAUAUAUUGGCACCCAUCUGCUAAUGGAAAGCCAAACUGAUAUCCUUAGUACCCCUUGCCUAACAGUUGCAUGCAUCCCAGUAUUCACCUUUAAACUGGACAUUUUGUGGGGCUGUACUGCAGUCCAAGCAGCCUACCUAAGCCAUAUUUCAUUAGUCUCCCUAGUCGGAGGUUUGAAUGUAUGUAGCCACAAUUCUCAACAUCUGCUUAAAUUCAACUGCAUGAAAAAAAUAUUUUCAUGUUGUAUCUCACAAAACCUUUGAAAUUCAUAAAUCUGUUCCCUAUUUCCAUGCAGUUGAAACUAGCCCAUUCCUGGAAAACCAGCAUGGGAAGCAAAUAUAGAACUUUUCUUGUCCUUUGUUUUCUGUUUGGAUUCUUUGGAUCUAGCUUGCUUAUUGCACAUCAUGCAGUCAGGUUACUGGGGGUCAUUUAUAAACACUGGGCAAAUUUGCACCUGGGCAAUAACCUAUGGCAACCAAUCAGAUGUUUGUUUUAAUUGUUCAACUUGCAGAUGGUUGAAAAAAUCUAAUCACUUAUAUCUGUGGAUUCUGGCAAAUGCGAGAGAGGCUGCUGUAAGAUGCCAUAGACUGUCAUUAUUUAUUGGGCUGGAGGGGAGCUGUCUGGGUCUCUAUGUAGUUGAAGUGCCUAAAUAAAUAGAAGUGUGAAGUGGGGUGCUUUAAAGCUACUGCAAAAUAUGGCAGGACAUUAUUGUGAGAGCUACAGUAACAGUCUGCUACAGCAAUUGCGUUUGAAUAUAUGGAUGCUCAUAACAGUAGCAAUCCCCAGUGCAUAUUGGGCAACCAUUGCAAAGAAAAUACAAAAUCUUCUUUAAAAAAAAAAAAAAAAGAACUGGACCCUAACAUACCAGUCCCCAAAAUGCUUCUAGUUUUUGUUCACAGGCAAUAUCCUAUGUUUUGUGUGAGCACAAUAAUGAAUGUUACAAAAAGUACUUUCACAUGGAAACGCUAUCUUUUAUAGUUACAACUUUCCUUGAUAUGAAAUAUGCAUUCAAAGAGCAAACCAAAGUGUAUACUGCUAUUGCUAAUAAAACAAAAGCUCAUCUAUGUUACUACUAAUUAAAUAUUUGGCUUAGCUUAAUUAAAUAAUAUGCUUAUAGAUCCUUGCUAGAAAUUAGUGCAUUUUUGCCUGUUACUGCUACACUUGCCUGCAUUGUUAUAGCAUUCUGUUCAAUAGCCAGCCAUGCUGUUUGCUGUCCAAAUUCAGGUACCCUUUUUGUCCUUUCAACCUAAGAAACAGGCUUCACAAAUUCAGGAUUUAGGUAUAACCAAAUGUAAGGUUUCUAAAUCAGUGCCAUGCAAUGUUUUUUCCUACUCUCAUUUUUUGUCAGAUAAAUCUUUCAGUGACAUUAAAUUAGUUGCCAUUACCAAAUGGUCUUAGGUAACCUGAAAAAAAAACCUAAAUGCCAUAUUGUUGUCAUAUUUGUGAUACUGGAGAAAUAUUUUUAUUAAACAAAAUGUUUUACAAUAAAUCAAAUAUUAAAGUUUAUAAGUUAAAAUAA
Messenger RNA from Xenopus tropicalis (tropical clawed frog), 3875 nucleotides. RefSeq names its product RAB27A, member RAS oncogene family (gene rab27a). The transcript has 8 exons. Lineage: Eukaryota; Metazoa; Chordata; Amphibia; Anura; Pipidae. Gene Ontology annotation, cellular component: membrane; late endosome; endomembrane system. The coding region runs from base 346 to 1011 and encodes 221 amino acids. Gene Ontology annotation, molecular function: GTPase activity; GTP binding; G protein activity. The record is from RefSeq and is a predicted model, not a curated record.